CAAAAGUGACAAAAAAAAUCUUAUUUGAAAAAAAAUUACUUCAAAGAAAAUGGAAUUUUUCGGUUUGUCCCAGUACGGAGUCACUGAUCCCAUCAGAGACAUUCUGCGCGACGAUUAUAAAGAACCAACAAUAACAAUUGGUUUUGGAGCCCCCGAUCAGGAAAUAACAGAUAACCGCCAUUGGUCUGAAAAAAUCCGCGAAUUGGACUGCUACUUAGGCAACGCAGACGGAUACGCGUACGGCUCGCAAGACAGGCUGACGCGUAUGCGCAGAAAGUACAUGUGGAAACCAGUGGGCCCGGUGGAUAUGUACAAGUACCCCGGAGUGAACUCGAUGAACUUCGGUUGGUGGCAUUUCGAUCCGGAACUGACGAAAUUGACUCGGGAACAGGACUGGUACAAGCCUAGAGUACGGAACUCGGUUGUUACCUCUGAAAUGAGCAGAUAUGUUAAUCACUGUUUGACCGUUGACAAAUUUUUCAAAACCUGAAUCCAAUCGAAAAAUCUUUAUUUUUUUAUUUGUACAAAUAAAUUAUUCAAAAAACAAACAUUUGUGUCACUGGCGUACCUACCCUCCGAAAUCGUUGCACCGCGAAUCGAUUUCUC
Molecule: messenger RNA, 606 nt
Organism: Ceutorhynchus assimilis (cabbage seed weevil)
Lineage: Eukaryota; Metazoa; Arthropoda; Insecta; Coleoptera; Curculionidae
Source: the annotation of a GenBank genome assembly